AUGACAACAGGUUGUAUUGAGGCCAGCAGCGCAGCCUUGGCCGAGUGUCCAGGCUCGAGUCCCGGCAACAGACUCGGCUGUUGGCCGCUCGCCUCUGGUCGAUACUACCGUGUUUUAGCGCCUCCACCCAGUCACUUGGCCACAGGCAGCCUCGGACUCGAAGGGCUGAGCGCGUCGCUAAGCCCGUCAGCAGGACGUCAGUGUGGCCUGGUCACGGGAUUACGGGACGCCCGACCGCCCACGCACCCAACCACGCGUGGGGCAACGCUGAUUCGAACUGGUCAAUUGGCCUCUGUCUUGGCCGCCGGUGUCCAGACGACGCGAGGCUGGGCUCCGCCUCUCUGUCUGACUCAACUGUGCGCCCACACACGAGCCUGCACCACCCAUCCACACACUUCGCCGCCCCACCACAAUCCGCCCACGUUCACGGCCCCGUCAACUGAGUCUGCGCACGGCCUAAUAGGGCGAGACGAGAGAAGAGCGAGACAGGCUUGUCUGGGCGGGGUGAGAAAACUAAUUAAGUCCAACCAAUGCCUGGCCAGGCAACUGGUAGCCUGGCUCGGCCGGUCAGCCAAUCAGAGGCGCAGGCAUAGUUUGUCCAUAUUUGAUUGGUGCGCAUGUCGUCGACAGACUGUGAGGCCGUGA
Molecule: messenger RNA, 645 nt
Organism: Protopolystoma xenopodis
Lineage: Eukaryota; Metazoa; Platyhelminthes; Monogenea; Polystomatidea; Polystomatidae
Source: the annotation of a GenBank genome assembly